GGAUCCAAGCUUUUCCUUUGUCUCUCUCUCUCUCAGGCGGCCCAUCCUCAUUAUCAAAUUCAAAAGAUUCUCAGUUAAUUAGAUAUAGAAAGAUAUGCGAGAGAGACAAAGAAAAGAGGAGCCAGCUGUUGCCGAAAACCGGCCCGCGAGUAGCGUUGUCGGUGAGUGGUUAAGCUAGCUCUGAUGGACUCGUAUCGUUAUCAACAACCUCAAUCCAUGUUCUUCCACUUCAACAGAGAUGGUUUUCGGUGUCGAUCCAUGGUAGUUUAAUGACGGCCACAACGGCGGUUUAGGGUUUUACAAGACGAGAUCGGAGAUUGUGAUGACGGGUUGAGAUCCGGUUGGAGACAACGAUAUCGACGGCGGAUACGCGUUGCCAGUGAUUAUUGUUAGGGUUCCGGGAAAGUUAUAAUGACAAUAAACGGCUGAUUCGUUCGGGGUGCUACACUUAUAUUGACAAUGAGGAGAUGAAAGAUAACGAAGAUCCGCCGCUGACAUGGAUCGGGCAACAGCGGCAGAACGAUUUUUGGUUUUAUGUUUCGAUCGGCGACCAUGUCUUCUAUUUCCGGAUUGUGAAUAGAGUUAUGUGCAUUGAUUCAAGAAGCUACCUUGACAGAACCAUAAACUAUGGUCUUCAUCGUUGGAUCCACCUUGAAUGUAACAGAUUGAUGUUAGACGUUACAUCAUUUAGUGCCUUUUCGACUACAACUGGUGACUACACAAAGAAAUAUGAAUUAGAAAGUAAGUUUCCAGCAUGUUGUUCAUCAUUCAUAACUAAAGGCUUUGGUGGUGACUGGUUCAUGCUUGCUGUUUUCAGAAAAGAAAAAUGCGAAAUGAUUCAGUUUACACAUUAUCGGGCAAACGAUGGAAGGAGGAAGAGGAGAGCAAAGAUGGAAGGACCCCAUGGAUGCAACCUGAAAGGAAAAAAAAAGAAACAUGAAAGGUGGAGUUGAGAAACAGCCGCAAUUCAUGGGUAGUUAUGUAGGAACAUGGACAGAAAAACUGCUCAAACGUGGGAUGGUGCUGCUCAGAACUGCUGCUGUUCGGUUCAGUUAUGUAGGAACAUGGACAGAAACUGCUCAAACGUGGAUGGUGCUGCUUAGAACUGAUGUCAACAGCGGUUAAAAUGAAGAGUUUAUACGGCCCAGAUUUAAUCUUAGCAUGAUCGAACGGAUGAUAUUGAUUUCAAAGGUAACCGUCACUUAAUGGGUUCCAUAUAUAUAUAUAAUACGUACCGGUUUGGGUGAAACCAGCUUUGACUUUCUUUGACUCAGCAUGAACCAGUUUUAAAACCGCUCCUGUUUGGCCCAAAAACUGGUUGUUCGCUUCUAUCUCAAUACGUUGUUUUGACACAUCCGUAACUGGAUCUUGAAGAACCCAUGUUAUUGACGAAUACCUCAUUGAGGUGGGUGGUGUGCAUGAACGAAAAAAAGAUAGUUCUAUCAGUGUUGAAUGAAUGUCAACACAACAGUCAUGGACUCACCAAUUGGGUUCACCCACCACUUGAUAAUGUAAAAAAUAUCAAGGUUGUGUUCGUUUCAGGUAAUAAAAUGGAAUCUUAGGGUAUGUUUGGCAAAACUAGCUGGUGGCUGGUAGCUGGAAGCUGGAAGCUGGUAGCUGAUGGCUGAAAGCUGGUAGCUGUAGCUGGUAGCUAGUAGCUGUAGCUUUUUAGAUAUAUUUGGUGUUUGGUAGAGUAGCUGGAGCUUUUAAUAAAAUGUAUAAAAUUACCAAAAUGGACAUAACUAAAAAUUUAGAAAGUUUGUGCAUUAAAAAGUUUCUUAUUUUGAAAGGUUAAAAUAGUCAUUUUUUCCUAAAAGCUUGUAGCUCCUUCUAAACGCUACUAGUAGUAGCGUUCAACCAAAAGCUUCAAGCUCCUAACCUAAAAGCUUAAAGCUCCUUCAAACAAACAAGACUUUUUAUUAAGUAGAAGUUUUUUCUUAAAAGCUUAAAGCUAGAAGCUCCUAAAAACUUCUAAAAGCUCCAUGCCAAACAUACCCUUAAUGGAAUUGGAAUGUUGGAUUUCAUUUCUUAGUUUUUUGAGAAUCUAAUGGAUUCCAUUCCAUUAUGUAAAACAAACAUACCUAAUUGCAAAUCAAAUUUGCAAAUUCCAAUUCCAUUAAUUUCACGAAACAAACACAGCCUAACUUUAUAUAUAUAUUUGAACGGAGUUUGAACCCUAGACCUCAAAGGGAGCAAAACCUUAACUCCAAUGACUUGCCAAUUAAACCCAACUCCACACACACCUAAUUUUAUUACAUACCUAUUAAUUUAUAUACAUUCUAUUUUACUAUAUUUAUAUGAAUUAUAAAUUUUUUAAAUCAAUUUAUAAAACAUAAAACAUUUGAAAAUUGUUUUAAUUAGGAUAUAGCUCCGAACACAGUGGGAUUCGGUAGCAAUGACGACAACCGAAAUUUGAAUUUUCUUACAUUGAUUGUACUAACUUCUAUUACUUAUGUACUUUUAAAUAGGAUAUAGCCCCGAACACAAUGGGUUUCGGUAGCAAUGAAGACAACCGGAAUUUAUAUUUUCUGACAUUGAUUGUAAAAAAAAUAAAAGUUACAAAAUUUAUAAUCAGUGACCAAACAUACUGAAAUAUAUGCACAUAUUAUGAAUAUUUAGUCACACCAUUAGAUUGCA
Messenger RNA from Helianthus annuus (common sunflower), 2637 nucleotides. RefSeq lists its product as uncharacterized. The record is from RefSeq and is a predicted model, not a curated record. Bases 468 to 953 code for a protein of 161 amino acids. NCBI's taxonomy places the organism in Eukaryota, Viridiplantae, Streptophyta, Magnoliopsida, Asterales, Asteraceae. The transcript has 6 exons.